AUGGGGAACUGUCUACCUGUAUUGUUCCCCUCAAUGCGUCAUUCCGAUGAUCAGUCACAACUUGACGACAUCACUGCCCAGCAUUCAUCCAAUGUGCAACCUAGACAACCGGUGCAAAGUUCUUAUGUGAACGAAUUAUGGGCCCAGGAGAAUAGGCGAAGCUUACAGGCAGCUGAGGCAAACAAUGAACGUGGUAUUGCGCAAACGGGUAAAGCGAGGUUGUCGGGAAUGCUCGAGCAAAUUCCUGCGGAUAAAUACGCGAGAGAUGCUGAGUGUGCGAUUUGUAUGAUAGAAUUUGUGGACGGGGAUGCGAUACGUUAUUUGCCUUGUAUGCAUUGUUAUCAUGUGGACUGUGUGGACGAUUGGCUGAUGCGUUCAUUUAAGUGUCCAUCUUGUCUUGAGCCGGUCGAUUCGGCGAUACUCUCCUCGUUCACAGCACACACAACCACUGAUCUCCACUCAUUGUCCUGUUCCCCGGCAACCCAAGGACCAAUCCAGAGAUCGCCGCCACCGCCUCCAUCUUCAUGA
Messenger RNA from Anisakis simplex (herring worm), 528 nucleotides. NCBI's taxonomy places the organism in Eukaryota, Metazoa, Nematoda, Chromadorea, Rhabditida, Anisakidae. The record is from the annotation of a GenBank genome assembly.